Molecule: messenger RNA, 1152 nt
Organism: Akanthomyces muscarius
Lineage: Eukaryota; Fungi; Ascomycota; Sordariomycetes; Hypocreales; Cordycipitaceae
Exons: 1
Coding region: 1-1152 (383 amino acids)
Cellular component (GO): nucleus
Source: RefSeq, a predicted model, not a curated record
AUGGGUCUCGUCGACUAUUCCGAGUCCGAAUCAUCUGGGUCCGAGGCGGAAGCAGCGCCCACCAAGCAAAUUGCCAAGCCCAGAUUCGGCGCCGCCAGCAAGAAAAUCCCAUCCGUCGUCGACAAGUCGAAAUCGGGCAAAAUCAUUGUCAACCUCGCCGGCACCGCGACCGAUGCUUCCUCAUCGACACCGAGCGACGAACCCCCCGCGAAACGAGCGCGCACAGCAGGCAGCGGACGAUUCUCCGGCUUCAACUCGUUUCUGCCGGCGCCCAAGAACGCGGCGACGGCCGGCGGCGCGAAGGCGAAGCCUGGGUUCGGCGGCCUGAGGACGAGCGCCGCGCCAGGGUUCAGCAGAGACACGGGCGCACCCUCGAUAGCAGAGAGCCCCAUCACGCCGGGCGAUGGUGACGCAGAGGCGCUCGCGGGGCCAAAGAGCUCGGGGCUGAGCCUGCCGCCGCCAAGGAAUGCCGCCGCCGCGGAGCCGUCGAUCCCAGAGGGCCAGAAGCCGGCGGCCGAGGUCAAGCUCACGGGCAAGCCGCUCAUGUUUCGGCCGCUUUCGGUCGCCAAGGGCAAGAAGAAGACGUCGACCGCAGCCCCCAGGCCCAAGCCUGCGGAAGCACCGCCCGCUGCUGCCGCACCAGCGCCAGAGCCGCCCAGGAAGAAAGUCUCGCUCUUUUCCAUUCCCACCGACGAUACAGUACCAGCUCUCGGUCCUUCGCUGUCCAGCGGAACCGGCGCUUACGAACCCCUCUUCGAAACAGGGUACUCGGACGACUACAGCGCCGCCUACGCCGCUCAAGCGGCCGCCGAGCCCGUGGCCGAAUCCGUGGGCGACAUUGCCGACGACAUGAACCUGUCAGCUGCGGCGCGCCGGGAGCUCUUUGGCCGGGCGGGGGCCAGCGACCGCUCGCACGUCGCGGCGCAGCGCGUCGUCAACUUCAACAUGGACCGCGAGUACCGGCACAACGAGGCGCUGCGGGCGAGCGGCGAGCAGCAGACGCACAACCCGGUGCGCUCCAUCCAGGGCGGCGGCAAGCACAGCCUGCGGCAGCUGGUCGGCAACGUGCAGGGCCAAAAGGACGCGCUGGAAGACAGCUUCGCCAAGGGGAGGUCGAACCGCAAGGAGGCGUCGAGUCGGUAUGGCUGGUGA